This is a messenger RNA of Staurois parvus, 594 nucleotides long. The record is from the annotation of a GenBank genome assembly. NCBI's taxonomy places the organism in Eukaryota, Metazoa, Chordata, Amphibia, Anura, Ranidae.
UUGGCAGAGAGGGGUGGAGGACACUGAAUGGAGGCCAGUGGAGGGAUUGGCAGAGAGGGAUGGAGGAGACUGAGUGGGGGCCAGUGGAGGGAUUGGCAGAGAGGGGUGGAGGACACUGAAUGGAGGCCAGUGGAGGGAUUGGCAGAGAGGGAUGGAGGAGACUGAGUGGGGGGCCAGUGGAGGGAUUGGCAGAGAGGGGUGGAGGACACUGAAUGGAGGCCAGUGGAGGGAUUGGCAGAGAGGGGUGGAGGACACUGAAUGGAGGCCAGUGGAGGGAUUGGCAGAGAGGGGGUGGAGGACACUGAGUGGGGGCCAGUGGAGGGAUUGGCAGAGAGGGGUGGAGGACACUGAAUGGAGGCCAUGGAGGGAUUGGCAGAGAGGGGUGGAGGACACUGAAUGGAGGCCAGUGGAGGGAUUGGCAGAGAGGGGUGGAGGACACUGAAUGGAGGCCAGUGGAGGGAUUGGCAGAGAGGGGUGGAGGACACUGAGUGGAGGCCAGUGGAGGGAUUGGCAGAGAGGGGUGGUGGACACUGAGUGGAGGCCAGUGAAGGGAUUGGCAGAGAGGGGUGGAGGACACUGAGUGGAGACCAGUGG